CACCGCGAAUUCUGUUAGAAUUGCCAUACUGAAAACCUUGCGGAUAUUUAUGCUGAAUUAAUAAUAUUAACAGCUGUUGCAACUAGAUUGUUUACACUAAAAAUAGAAUCGGCGAAAAUAUAUGAAAAAAUCAUGACAACUUGAGCUUAGUUUAAUGUUAAAAUAUUUUGAAUAAAAAACUUUCAUGGCUAAGACUGGACUAGCAACAAUAAAUUGGUUAUUUAUAUGCGGUCUAGCAUUUUGUUUAGGAGGUGCGGUGGUGCUCAGUUUAUUGCCAAUGGGACCGAUGGCAACUGAUUGCACUUGCCCUUUGAGUGGAGUUAAACCAGUUAUCAGCGAUAUCUUAAAAGGAACACCUGCCAAUCGGCAUCAGCAGUCUGCGCACAGUAUGGCUGUAUUAGUUCCCUUCAGAGACCGUUUUGAAGAGUUACUACAAUUCGUGCCACAUCUUACUAAAUUUCUAGAGCGCCAAGGUGUGGCUCAUCAUAUAUUUGUCUUAAAUCAAAUAGAUCGCUAUCGUUUUAACAGAGCUUCGCUCAUAAAUGUGGGUUUUCGCUUUACGAGUGCAGUAUAUGACUACAUAGCAAUGCAUGACGUUGAUUUACUGCCUCUCAAUGACGAAUUGCGGUAUGAAUAUCCAUCCGAUGCUGGACCUUUACACAUAGCAGCUCCAGAACUGCAUCCUAAAUAUCACUAUGAAAAUUUUGUAGGAGGCAUUCUUUUAGUAAGGACAGAUCAUUUUGAAGCCAUGAACGGUAUGUCGAAUAGAUAUUGGGGUUGGGGUCUAGAGGAUGAUGAGUUUUAUGUGCGUAUUCGUGACCAAGGAUUGCGAGUGAUCAGGCCAAAAAAUAUCACAACUGGCAGGAAUGAUACAUUUAGCCACAUACACAAUCGUUACCACCGCAAACGUGACACGCAAAAGUGUUUCAAUCAGAAGGAAGUCACACGCAAACGCGACCGUAAAACAGGUCUAAAGACAUUGAAGUACAGAAUUCCUAGUGUGCAUGCCAUGUCCAUAGAUGGCAUAAAUAUUACCAUUCUGAAUAUCGUUCUUGAAUGCGAUAUCAAUGAAACUCCUUGGUGCGACUGUUCAGGUACUCAAGCGUCUGCAGCAUCAAAUAAUUGAUAACAGUUGGUAUUUUUUUUGUAGUCGUUCCCUUUUAGGCAAUAAAUUGUUGAUUUUUUUUAAUGAAA
Molecule: messenger RNA, 1194 nt
Organism: Glossina fuscipes
Lineage: Eukaryota; Metazoa; Arthropoda; Insecta; Diptera; Glossinidae
Gene: beta4GalT7
Product: beta-1,4-galactosyltransferase 7
Exons: 4
Coding region: 185-1126 (313 amino acids)
Biological process (GO): carbohydrate metabolic process; proteoglycan biosynthetic process
Molecular function (GO): xylosylprotein 4-beta-galactosyltransferase activity
Source: RefSeq, a predicted model, not a curated record